AUGGACAAGUUAAAAAGUGCAUCUAACAGAAAAGAAAGAGCCUCUCCACAGGAUGAAAAAACUUUAAGAUUAAGCAUAGGAGGGAGUUUAAUAAAAGCUUAUGAGUUGUACAAGGAUGCACACCCAGGAAGCCAAAAGACUCCAGGGAAAGACAUUUAUCAAAAUGUUGCAGAACAGGUUUUUGCUAGAUUACCCGAUUGCUUUGUUGACAUUGUAGAUGGAAAAAAAGUUGGAGAUGGAAAAGCUAGUUUUACAAAAAGUUUUGGAAUAAGUGUUGAUAAUAGGAUGAGGGACAAAAAUAAAAGCAAACCCCAGCGAGCAGUGAGAGGAAAGGGGAUUGUUGGUGUAUUGCCCAAUCAAUACCAGCCUGAUGUUAGAAAUGCUAUAGAGCAGGCAGGAAUGCGAGAGCAUCUCCAAAACUUACAUGGACUGAAUCCCACCCAGUGGGAUUGGACUGAGAUCCAAAGUGACAUGAGGGCUACUUACGAACUUCAAAGAGAAGAUGUGGUCAAAGCAAGAGACUCAGUAGAGAUGAUGGCUGGAACUGGAACCGGAGCGACUGAAGCAGAAGAAACUGAAGAUGAUCCAACUCCAAAGGCCCUGGCUCAAGUGAAAAAGCUGUGGCCUUUCCUUUUUUCUCAGUGCUGUCUCCAAGACCACCAUCGGAGGUUGACAGGUAGAGACAUACGGAUUCAUCUAGAAUCAUACAAAGAAAGAAAGUUAAAAAGUGUCUUGCGUUACAUGACAUCACACUCCACAACUAAUACUGCUAACUUGGCACUAAGAUUGAGAUUGAAAAACUUCACAUUGUCUGACUCCAACAAACUUCUCUGCAUUUUCUUCAUGGUGGCAAACCACUUCAAGGAAAAGAGAGAAGUCCUUUUUAAAACAGUGGAGAAGACAACUCCUGUGGCAGAAGUAAAUCCACCCAAGGACAUAUGCAUUAUUGCCCUGAACAAAGAACCAUUUGAGGCUGAAAGCUAUCUAGUCUGUGCAGACCAGACUGUUUUAGUUGAGGCGGAUGACUUUUGUCAUGCUUUGACAUCGUUAUUUGAGCUUUCAUUCAUUUUUGAUUUAGAGUAUCCAUCUACAAUGCCUCAAACAUUUGAAUACUUUGAGAGGUCUGUAUUUCAAAUGGCCAUUGAAAGUACAAAAGUAAAAGACAAGAAAGGCCAAACAGUUUUAGUUCUGAGGUCCUCUGUCCGAGAUUUGGUGAAUGGAAUAGAAGCAUUUGAAACCGAGUUGGCCUCUUUGGACAUCGAGAACAACUCUGAGGACUAA
Molecule: messenger RNA, 1281 nt
Organism: Thrips palmi
Lineage: Eukaryota; Metazoa; Arthropoda; Insecta; Thysanoptera; Thripidae
Exons: 5
Coding region: 1-1281 (426 amino acids)
Source: RefSeq, a predicted model, not a curated record